This is a messenger RNA of Armigeres subalbatus, 1030 nucleotides long. RefSeq names its product glutathione S-transferase 1-1-like. Gene Ontology annotation, biological process: glutathione metabolic process. The transcript has 2 exons. The record is from RefSeq and is a predicted model, not a curated record. NCBI's taxonomy places the organism in Eukaryota, Metazoa, Arthropoda, Insecta, Diptera, Culicidae. Gene Ontology annotation, molecular function: glutathione transferase activity. The coding region runs from base 261 to 1016 and encodes 251 amino acids.
AAGCAUUUUAUCGCAGCAUAAAAAAAAGCGAUUACUAUCGCAGCAGUGCGGGCGAUGAUUAGAUGUACCUACCUGGCGCUGCCGUCAGAAAGACAUCUUCAUCAUUGGCCAUUGUUAUCGCGCACGUUUCCAUGUGGUCAUACUUGGCGUAGAAUAUGAGUUGUCCCAGCAAAAAUAUUUACUCUCGUCAGUUGAAGCGGAGCCGUUAGUGAAAGCGAAAGUCUGUCGAAUACGUUGUUGCCAAAAACAGGUCGUGCGGGAUGCCCGUCGAUCUUUACUGCCACAUAGUGGCACCGUUCUGUCGAUCCGUGAUCCUGCUGUCGGAGGCCCUCGGAGUGGAGUUAAAUUACAUUGAAGUGAACGUACUGAAGAAGGAACAUCUGAAACCGGAAUUUCUGGCGAUCAAUCCGCAGCACUGUAUUCCAACACUGGUGGACGGCGACGUCGUAGUAUGGGAAUCGAACGCUAUUCUGAUCUACCUGGCGGAGAAGUACGGCACGGAGGGUAAAAAAUACUACCCCGACGAUGUUGUAGAACGGUCCAAAGUGAACCGUUUGCUGUUUUUCCAAUUGGGAACAUUCCACCGUGCACUGUCGACAUAUUAUUAUCCAAUUAUAGCCGGAAUCGGCGAAGGAAAGCCAGAGGACUUCCGAAAAGUUCAGGAUGCUGUCGCCACUAUGGACAGGUUCCUGGAUGGGAACAAAUGGCUGGCGGGAGCCGAUCUUACCGUGGCUGACUUCAGUUUAGCGAUUAGCGUUGCCGCUCUCGAGGGAGCAAUAAAAUUCGAUUUAACAGUUUACAAAAACGUAAACCGCUGGUAUCAGCAGUGCAAGCAAGAGUUCACCAAAUUUGAAGAACUAACACGGGAUGCUAGCGAGAGAUCCCAGGAAAUGGUGGCGGCUUUGCGCCAAUACAAACUGGAUGAAAUAAAUUCUGCGAGAGAGCCGUGCAGUAGUGGGAUUAAUAACAAUAAUGAUCCUCCUCCUCCGAAACCGCCCUGUCCGGACUCAGCUUGACAAGUGUAUUCAUA